Molecule: messenger RNA, 912 nt
Organism: Oncorhynchus mykiss (rainbow trout)
Lineage: Eukaryota; Metazoa; Chordata; Actinopteri; Salmoniformes; Salmonidae
Source: RefSeq, a predicted model, not a curated record
CCUAUUUCCUGCCACUUUUCCCCUCUCAUAUUUCUCUCCUCCCCUUUUUCUCAGACCCUGCACUGCUAUGAUGGUGUAGCCCAGCACGCCAUCAAUGAGCCGAGUCCAACCUCGGUAAGGACCCAGAUGUCCCAGACGGGACACCUGAUCUAUUUGAGGGAGGAGAGGAGGAUGACCCCACCAUGUCCUUGCCCGACCUCGAUGACCGUCUCCCACCAGUCCCUCCACUCCACCGCCCACUCAACCCAUCCCAGGUACCUGUCGUCACACCCCCUGAUGACACUGCACCACCAGCUGCCAGUCAGGACCCAGGGGAUGAUGAGUACAUAGGACCUGAUGGGGUUAGUGGAUACCAGCACGUGGUCCUCCUGGCCACUAGUCAGCCACUGCCACCUCCACCCAGUCUGUCUUCCACCUCCCUCCCUAUAACGCCAGUCUUCCAAGACCUGCCUUCGACCUCCACUCCUCUUCCCCCUCCUGCUGGUGGACCCAAGGUUUCCAGGACCACCGAAUGGAGGAGGAGGAAGAAGCUGGAGUCUGGCAUUAAAGUCAGAGCGCACAAGCCAUACGAAGGCUAUAAGUGCUCUAAAUGUGGCAAGCCUAAAACUUCUGAGUUUGGACACAGUAUGUAUGGUUCUGUGAGAUUCUGUGCCGCUACCUCUGGUGGCCAAACUGUGGAGGAGUGACUGGCACUCAUGAGGACCCAGCAUGGUGCUAGCCAAGGCCAGUAAAAUCUGACUCGUGUGUACAUUGUAAAGUUGUUUUUGUACGUAUGUUCUUUGUAAAAAAAAAUGUACGACAUUCAUUGUUAAUCUCUUGUACAUUUAGUUAUUUUAAAAUCAUCUUAACUUGUACAGUAGGAUGGGUUGUUUCACACAUGACAUUCCCUGUGAAAUAAAUAAUUUAAUGCAA